Messenger RNA from Sus scrofa (pig), 8943 nucleotides. The record is from RefSeq and is a predicted model, not a curated record. NCBI's taxonomy places the organism in Eukaryota, Metazoa, Chordata, Mammalia, Artiodactyla, Suidae.
UGCAACCUACACCAAAGCUCACGACAAUGCCCCAGUCCCUGACCCACUGAGCGAGACCAAGGAUCAAACUUGCAUCCUCAUGGAUACUAGUUGGAUUAGUUUCUGCUGCACUAUGAUGGGAUAUCCCAAAGCUUCUAUUCUGACACAGGGCCAAUGGUGCCCACUUGCUAUUGUGGGUAGAGGUAAAGGGCCAUGUUUCCUGCUCAGACUCUAUUGACGGCCCAGGGAGGAGGAUCUCCUUGUCAUUUUUGGCUAGGGUGGGAGUUCAGGCCUUCACUGAUAUCACACUUGUUGACACAGGAAGGGAACCUUGUAUUUUCCUGCUCACAUGGCAUCCACUGACACUGCAAGGGGCGGUCUCACUAUCCCAGCAGGAAUGAAAGCCUUCAUCUUUUCUGACACCACUCUAGUGGGUGGUGAGGAUACUUCAUUAUAGCUGGGUUGGGAGGAUGAGUCCAAACAUCCCAUGUAGUCUCCAGUGACAUUGUGGGAUGGCUGUACCUCAUUACAGUUGGGCAAGAAUGUAAGUCUAAAGUCACUACUCUGCCUUUGAAGACAGGCAGUGGCGGGAUGGGCAGUUUUUUUCUGUGGUCUUUGGAGUACAGUAGUUAUUGUCUAAAGUUUCCUAUCUUGCUGCUCCUUUCCCGGUCCUUUUGCUAGAGAAAAAAGACUUUUGUUGUUUUUUGUCCAUGACUGUUGAAACUUCAAGGUUUUUGGCUUCACCAGUAUCUAGUCCGGUUAUAGAUGAGGCAAAAAGAAAACAAAGGGCUUGACUGUUGUGUUGUUCUUUGAGUUGUAAGGUCCCUAACUCAUCUGGACUCUUUUCUUCACCUUUCAGAGUUCUUAUCUUUGUUUUAUGAAUACUAUCAAGAAUGUUUUAGCUAUACUUUGCAGAAGGAGUAGGAAGUGUGUCUAUUCCAUGUUGUCCCUACCUGUCCUGAUAUUUGAAGCACCCAAGAUAUAGAAUAUUCAAGAUGCUGCUAUUACAUCUUAUAAAAUGAGAUUAAUUAGGAAAGAAGAAAAGGCAGUUAUUGUGGGAACAAAGCUGGUUGGUUCUUUCCAGGUCAUAGCCUUAAACUGAAUUUAUUGGUCUUUGCUUCCAUCUUCUAUAAGUAGAAAUGUAGAUUGGAAAAUUAACUGGAGACAACAGACAUUAUUCUUGCUAAUAUUUCAUAUUCAUAUUUGAUUACACACAUUGUGCUUAAAGAAAUGAAAAUUGAAUCAUUUGUUAGCUAGGAAAUUACUGAAUUCUUAUCAAGACCCUCAUGAGAAUGUUAAAAAGUAGCCAUAAGGAAAAUUGCAUUUGAAGGCAUGAGUUAAUUAUAAUCGCUAAUUUUCAUAUGUACACAAUAAUAUUAAUAUUAAAACAUUUAAAAAUAGGUAGUAAUUUGAUAAGAAUGUCCCUCUGUGUGAUAAGGUCACCAGUUGGCCAUAGCACUGUGUCACAUGGUCAUUUUAACUGAAAUCCUGUAUGCUGGGGGCAGGGAUUCAUCAAUACUGGAACAGUAUCUGAUGUUCAAAUAACGUGAGUUGUAUUUGAAAAUGGAAAAUGUUACAGAAGUGCCGAGUGUAAAUAAAUCAGAACCACUAACAUUGCAACCAUUUCAAAGUUACAAGGUGAGGUAGAGAUUAUCUGGAUUUUCAUUUCCUGAAAGAUGUGAAGGAUGAAACAUAGGCAGAGAAACACAAUACUGUUGGGCUUGUGCACUGGUUGCAAAAUGUUCAGAAACUAAUUAUGAAUAUUUGCUGCCUUAAGCCAUAUGCUCAUAGAGUAACUUGUAUUUUUCAUUACUGAUAAAUAUAUUAUUUAGAGUUUAGAGUUACUGAAAUGCCCUGCAUUUGACUGUAAAAUUUAAUAUGUAAAAGAUAAUGGGCUGUCUCUAAAAUACAUUUAAAAAAAAAUUCUCAUUCAGAGAAAGGACCUCAUAGAUAUGGCCUUUUCUCACAAGAAGCAAAGAGAAAUUGUUUCUUUACUUUUGUAAUAAUAUCACUGAAACCUCCAGGCAAAAGUAAUAUGAACAUACAGAAUACAGAAAAAUUAAUCUGAUUAUUAAGAUUUGUUUAAAUGUUGCAAAACUGGUGUUGAUUACAAAUGAUAUAUUAAAUAGAUAGUAUAGCCUCUAAACAAAGCAGGAGAAAAUGAAAAUCUGAUGCUCUGAACUGUGAUGGGCGAUUGGGGAAGAGCUUUAUGCUUUGCCACAGGUGUAAUUUCAAAGAACGGCAAAAAUCUCAAAGAGGGACCAAAGCUCAGCAUUCUUUUUUUAUUCUCUAUUUACUAACAUAAAAAAAUAGUCACUGUAAAAUUGCCCCACUGAGGUUUUGGGAUCUUGAAAUUUCAAUUUUAGCAUCAAAAGUUUUUUGUAUAUGCAACACACUUCCCCCUGAGUUUGAAAAAUUUACAAAAGAAAUGUGAUCAUUACAUGACUACAACAGUCUGCUUGUUUGAUGAUAACAUGGGGUCAACUCUAUCAAAUAUCAGUCUAUAAAGAUUCCUUUACAUACUUUUCAAAUGCUCUUGCAACUGAUGAGAAUAUUCAGGAAACGUUAAAUGCUGAGAUUACAAUGAGGAACAAUCAAGACUUCGCUAGUCGCAGUCGUAUCAGAGAAUGGGUCUUGUAUUAUUUAACUCAUUUUGUGGAACAAAUUACCCCCAAACUUAAGUGCUUAAAAUGACAAAUAUUUAUUAGCUCACAGUUUCUGAGGACUGGGAAUAUGUGAGAUGCCUAGAAGGUGAUUCUGGUUCAGUCUCUCAAAAGAAUGCAGAUAAACUGUCACUUGAGGCUGGAGUCAUCUGACAGCCCAAAAGGAGAGCUUUCCAAGCUUACUCCUGUGAUUAUCUACAGGCUUCUGAUCCUUGCUGGCUAUGGGCUGGACUCUUGGUUCCUUGCCACAUGGGCCUCUCCAAGGCUGAGUGCUUGACUAUCCUCACAGUGUGACAGCUGUCUUCUCCCAAGUGAAUGAUCCAAAGGAGUCCCAAGGAAGGAAGCCACAGUCAUUUAUAACCUAAUCUUGGAAGCGAUACAUCAUUAGUUCUGUUUUAUUCUAUUGGUCACCCGGACAAACCAUGGUACAAUGUGGAAGGGGGAAACACAAGGUUGCAAAUACCAAAAAGUAAGGCUUGUUGGGAGCUGUCCUGGAAUCUGGCUAUCACAGGUCCAGAGCAGUUUUGCUAUUUGGAUUCACCUUGAACAUAGGUUAAAGCAGACCUCUUCUAAAAGCCAUUGUCUCUUCUUGGGAAGAAACUGCAUCUGAGUCUACAAGUGACCAUGCAGAUAGACCAAGGGGCAAAUGGAACAUUAUUGACAUUUUCCUGCAAAAGUUACAUAACCUAUCUGCAACCCAAGUCUACUAAAUGUAGAAAGAAAUAGCAGUUCCAUUUAGUCACAUUUUUCAUGGAUACCAAAGUCCAAAUUUGAUUUCAAAAGUAUGUAUGAUCUACAGUAUAGCCCUGAGAAGAGUAAAAUGUAUAACAAAGUAAAACAAUAAAGUAUGCUAUCACAAAAAGUUAGGUGAUUACCAAUCCUAUGCAUUCAGGAAUAGUUUUAAAAUAAGCUGAAAGGUCUCUUGUUUUUCAUCUUAUUUCCCAGAUUGAAUAAUUUAAUUGGAUUUUUUGAUAUCAGUAGGAAUCAGUGACUGCUUUUAGCCUUUCUAUCUUGGCCAUAAGAUAUGUCACUUUGAAUACUUCUGGUAGUAAAUUGCUAUCAGGUAGAGAUACAGUCAUUAAAAAUUAUGAAAUUCUUGUGUUUUUUUUGUAAAGGAAAGUUCAGAUAGUUUUCAAUUUAGGAAAGUCUUCUAAAGGGCUUCACAUAAAUUAGCUUUCUGAAACUCACAAAUCAUAAGACACCUGACCCAGACAAAGCAAAUACAGAACGAUUGGGCAUAAAUAGCUCUACUGAACUUAUAUGCACAAAUAAAUAAAUAGCCAAUUUUAAACCUGAAAGGAUUUGUAAUCAUUAAAUAACUUAGCUAUCUGGUUAGAUCAGAACUUAUCUGCAGGCUAGAAAGUCUGUUUUAAAAGGCAGAGUAAUGGCAAUAAAUCACCCUUCCCUUACCUAACUCUCUAGGUUAUCUGUUCUUACACUUAUCCUCAGCCCUAGGCAGGGUAUGCCCCUAGAUGCUCUACCCUUCAGGGGAAGGAGGGGAUUAUCAUAGGUCAGAAGACUGUGAUUUCUGCCUAAUGAGGAAAAGGACCCUGAGUGGUACUGGGGUGCUGACUUUAUUUUAGCAGUGGUUUUCCACUUUGGCUGGAUGAUAGAAGCAGUGUCUCUGGGGUGAGACUCAGGUGACAAACCUUUGCUAAGCUCUCCAGGUGAUUUCAGUGGGCAGCCAAAGCUGAAAAUCUUCUGUCUUCAGGCAGUAAGUCUUUUUUCAAGUGCCCAUCAGAAUCACCUGGAGAGCAUGUUAAAGUUAUAAAAAGACAGGUCCCACCCUCAGAGUUUCUGAUUCCAUAGGUCUGGGGUGGGGCCCUAUAAUUUGCAUCUUUAACAGGUUCCAUGUGAAGCUGAUGUUGCUGUCCCACACUUUGAGAACCAAUCUUAAGAAGCGUUUGACUCAUUAUAUACUGGGGUUCUGCUGCGAAUAGGGCGGUAAGAGGAGGGAUGAAAAUAGAAGCAGAGGACGGAUACCACUAGGUCCCCUCUGCUCAAAGCGUCGUGACGUGGUUGCGAGGACAACGUGCGCCCACGUUCAGAGCGCGCAGGGAGCCGUCCUCAGCCGUGUACCGCGUGCUGGGCGCUGCACAGGCGUGAGGGGCAAGGCGCAGGAGUCGCCGGCAUGGACUGUGUCAACCCGGUGCCUAAACUCUACAGAUCUGUAAUUGAAGAUGUGAUCGAAGGAGUGCGGGAUCUAUUUGCUGAAGAAGGUGUAGAGGAACAAGUUUUAAAAGACUUGAAGCAGCUCUGGGAAACAAAAGUUUUACAGUCUAAAGCAACAGAAGACUUCUUCAGAAAUAACAUCCAUCCACCUCUGUUCACCCUUCAGUUGCCACACAGCUUGCACCAAACAUUGCAAUCAUCAACAGCAUCGUUAGUUAUUCCUGCUGGUAGAACUCUUCCCAGUUUUACCACAGCAGAACUGGGCACCUCAAACUCUGUUGCAAACCUUACUUUUCCUGGUUACCCUAUUCAUGUACCAGCAGGUGUGACACUACAGACUGCAUCUGGUCACCUUUAUAAAGUCAAUGUACCAGUUAUGGUGACACAGACUUCUGGAAGAGCAGGUAUUCUUCAGCAUCCAAUUCAGCCAAUAUUUCAGCAGCUUGGACAGCCUUCAGUAAUACAGACCAGUAUUCCACAAUUGAACCCAUGUCCUCUUCAAGCAACCACUGAAAAAUCACAGAGAAUGCAAGAUGUACUCCAACAACCUAUAGUUCUUCAUUCUGGGACAGUGGAGAGGAAACAUUUAGAAAAUGCUACCAGUGAUACACUUGCACAUCCUGGAAAUGAGCAUAAAAUCAUGUCUGAAGCUUUACUGAGUCAGCUGGAAAGCCCUCAGUAUAUUAGCCUUCCAGGUGUUGUAUUUCCUCCACAGGUCUCUCAGCCAGAUGCUAAUGUGGAGCCAGUACUCAGUGUUUCAGCCUGCAUGACUCAGAAUCUGCAUGGUGUGCCCCUCUCUACAGGCCCUCAGAGGGCUCAGCACCAGCACUUGCCUGACGUUCAGCCUUGUGUUCUUAAAAAUAGGAUGUGUGGAUGUGAUUCUGUAAAGCAGACAAGAACUACAGAGGAGCCCAGCAGCCUACCUGUCUCAGAGAAGGAUUCUAACUCUCAGAUGGAUUUAAGUAUUCAGAUAACUGAUAAUGAUAUUAAUGAGAUAAUUCAGAUAGAUGGAACCGGAGAUACAUCUUCCAAUGAUGAAAUAGGAAGUACAAGAGAUGUGGAUGAGAAUGAAUUUCUAGGGAUUAUUGAUGCAGGGGACCUGAAGGUACUUGAAGAAGAAGCUGGCAGUAUAUCAAAUGAAGAUUCAACUGCCAACAGUAGUGAUAAUGAAGACCCCCAAAUAGACCUUGUGGAAGAGGACCCUUUAGAUUCUGGAGAUGAUGUUAGUGAGCAGGAUGUGCCAGACCUGUUUGACACGGAUAAUGUAAUUGUCUGUCAGUAUGACAAGCAGGGUGCUCCACACACUCCAUCACUUACAGAAGGGCCCAUUCAGCUGAGAACAAGUGCCAAGCAAAUGACUAAUCACUCCUUUCCAGAUGAAGGACCGAGAGUGAGGGAGGAUGGAAGCACAAUGCCCCCAUGGGCUCUCUGGGAGAGUUGGAGUUGCAAUCCUCAUUAACUUCAGAGGUGGGGCAAUUACGCCUUGCUGGUAGGCACUAUUCUUCUUAAAAUCAUAACUAACAUAAGUUAAUGACCCCUAAUAAAAAACGCUGAGCAGCUCUUGUGUACAAAUGCUGAAAUGUGGUGUGUGAGAUGUCUUUGAUUGCUCCUUGGGUUUGGUGGUGUGGCCCCAUCUUUGGAGCUCAUAGACCUCUAAGGCUUAUCUCAACAUGCAUUUUCUUAUUGAUCUUCUUCCACAUCUUCUGCUUUUUCAUUCUUAUUUUAGACCACUCCCAUCUGGAAGGAGUACCUAUUGGUUCCUGAUUAUUUUUAGAUUUAGGUCAAAUCAAAGGGAGUCUUAGAUAUUUGGGAUCUUUGAAUAAAGGCUACUUUACUGAAUGAUUUCUUCUGAAUACUCUUUUCAGAGUUAAUUAUAAGCCUUUUGCCUCUUAUCCCUUAUUGCAUUUGAGACUCUUCAAUCCAGUGUCUCCUCUACCUCCGCCAUUUAUCUAAAUGUAUUUCCCACUUCUUAAGCAGGAUGUUCACUCCCAUUGAGUAUGCCUCACCCUGUUUUCCUCCUUCCCAUAGGCAUGAUUUUGCUCAUGUUCACCUGGAAUACUCACUUCCACUUUCUCAGUGUGUGGUACCACAUAAUGGUUAAGACCAUGACGCUGGAGCUGAGACUAUCUGGAUCUAACUCUUGACCUUGAGCAAAUUACUUAACUUCUCAGUGCCUUAGUUUCCUUAUACAAAAAUGGGGCUGAUAGUCCCUACCUCAUAAGAUUGUUGCAAGACUUCAGUGAGUUAAAAAGUACUUUGAAACAGUGCCAGCAUUUAAUAAGUGCUAUAUAAAUAUUAGCCACUAUUAUCACAUUUACUCACACCAUGUUACUGAUUCUGCAAGGUCUAAUGCAAGCCUCAGCUCCACCAUGCAGCCUCUAUAACUUCUCCAGCCCAAGAGGACUUCUCCAAGACUUCCCAUUUCUGUGUGCCACAUACUCUUACAGGAAAUAUGUAUUGGCUUGUAUUAUUUUUUCAUUAUUUCAAUGUUUUCCCCCUAUUGAGAUUAUGAGCUUCUCAAAGACACAGAUCUUAUAUGUCUUCUGUGUCCUUACUAAAGAUGUGGAAAGACCCCAAAUCCUAAGAUGUGUGGUGCCUCCCCACUCAGUGUUUGCCCUAUUAUUGCCCUCUUUCUGAUAGAGGACAUGAUAAAUGAAUAGUUCCUGGUCCGUAUGCAAUGAUGAGUCAUAAAUACUUUAUAAACAGCUGGAAGAGCUAUGGUACAUGAGGAAAUAGUACAUGAGGGCAGUGGAGGUAUGAAAGACCAUAGAGAAGUUUUUCUAGAUCUAGUCUCCUUUCCUGUGUUCAAAAGUUGCAAGGAAAGAAUUUGAGUUAUCUUGAAACUAUUUUUGGUUGCCACUCUAUAUUCUUUUGAUUGUAUCAUUGGCCACAUCUUUGUAACAUGAUAAUGUUACAACAUGAUAAUGUUACAACAUGUUUGUAACAUGUUGAAUUAUACCUACACAAAAUAAAAGUACUAUUCAACUUUAGUGUACUGUUGAUACUGAUUUCUAGAAUCCAUUAUAUAAAAGAGAGUCCUCUGAGAUGGUCUCUUCUCUUGUUUCACAACUGCCUCCUCUCUUUAGGGUCAUCCAGUACAUACUCUCUCUUUCUUUCUUUAAGGGCAUUUAAGCUCAUUAUUGCCUUGUCGUGAUCCUGCCGUGGGCUGUAACCAAAGCAGAAUGAGUGAGAGGGAUGUGGAUAUGGGGGGCAGAAUUGAAUAUUGGUCAUUGGGCUUUGGAUAUAAAUGUGAUGUGGUGCCCAGGCUGCUACCUAUGAAUGGUGGUGCAAAGGAAGGUGUCUGUGUGAAGAUGGCAGGAGUUCUGGGACAGAAAGGCAGGUAUACAGUGAAGAGAAUAAAUUGGGUUAUCUUAGUGUGAUGCCUCUCGAACUUUAACAUGCAUAUGAAUCACUUGGAAUCUUAUGAAAAUGCAGAGUUUGAAUUAGUAGGUCUGGGGUGGUCCAGAGAGUCUGCAUUUCUAACAAGCUCUCUGAAGGUGCUGUAGAUGCCUGUCCAUGGACCAUACUUUUAGUAGCAAGGCCUUAGGAAAGAGCACAGAAGGGGUAGGCCUGUGAGCCUGGUAACCUGCUAAGCAUCUGCCUAAUAAAAAGGCAUUAUUUUCAUGUAUUAAAUGUUGUGGGAAUGGGCAUAGAUGGUGUUGUUUGGAAACAUAGAAACAAAGUGAGCAGGUUCCAAGGUGAAGGUAAAAAAUUAGAGAAAGAGAGAACAGGGUCCAUUGAUCAACUACUCUACCUACUUGGAGAAUAUCCUUCCAAACUCUCCUCAGUUGAAACUGGAAAUUGCUGUGCUCUCUUUUAACCAGGGCAUCCACUGCCCUCCAGGCGGUCUCUUCUCAGGUUCAAAGUAGUCCGUUGAUGUAGUGAACAAUCUCAUCAGUUGGAAAUUCAGUCAGUGUAAAUCCUCAGGGCCCAUUUGAUUAAUUUUAAACUUGGUGGGUUGGUUGUCAUGUGAACAUAUGACUUAGCUGCCAUCCCAUGUAGCUCCUCUCACCCAUGGCAUUUUAGGUCAAGAAGAAUGUCACCAGUGAGUUAUAAACAUGGUAAAAGACAAGGGCCACCUCAAGCUAGAGGUGAGAAUAGCAGGAGCUGUAUGGCACAGCGUGAAUCU